Homarus americanus (American lobster) is the source of this 2902-nucleotide messenger RNA. RefSeq lists its product as uncharacterized. The coding region runs from base 131 to 1720 and encodes 529 amino acids. Gene Ontology annotation, biological process: SCF-dependent proteasomal ubiquitin-dependent protein catabolic process. Gene Ontology annotation, molecular function: protein binding. Gene Ontology annotation, cellular component: SCF ubiquitin ligase complex. The transcript has 2 exons. The record is from RefSeq and is a predicted model, not a curated record. Lineage: Eukaryota; Metazoa; Arthropoda; Malacostraca; Decapoda; Nephropidae.
AUGGGAUAUAUAUAAGGUGUUGCCGAAGGUUGUUAUGGUGGAGGAGGACUGGGACGAGCGGGAGGCUGAUGCUGUCUGAUUGUUCUCCUCAGUCUGGCUCCUCCUGUUUACCCACUCAUAGAAGGCCGAAAUGGCUUUUUAUGCCCCAGCAUCUAUACUUGACCUGUCAGAUGAUGUCCUUCUCCUUAUCUUCUCUUACCUAAAGUCAUGGAACCUCCACAGUUUGUCACAAACAUGUGAACGCUUCAAUAAAGUGGCUAGUGACAAGUCACUGUGGACAGCUGUUGACUUCAGUGAAGGAUGUCUGUCCCUGCAGCAGCUGAAGCGUUGCCACGUCUUCCUACGCUCUACUACUCGUCAGCUAAUUUUACGAGGACACAAAAAAAAAUAUGCAGGCACUCCCAAAUGGAAGACUCCUCUUAUAAGUGCUGCUCUUUUGAAAUUAAUUGGUGAGAGAUGCCCAAAUCUUGAGGAGUUAACACUAAGUGAAGCUUAUGUUGAUGCCAACAAACUCAAGGUGACAGAUUUUUUACCUGUUCAAUCUCUUACUAAGUUUUGUCUUAUUGACUGUGAGUUUGUGAACUUGCCAUCGCCCUCACGAGAUGGAUCAUACUUCAGGAGAACCCACAAAAUUCUUCCCAGAUUAGAGUGCUUGAAAAUAAUCAAGUGUGCAUGGGUAGAUGACUAUGAUGUCAUGGUGCUUAGUAAAGUUGAUUCUCUGAAGAAAUUAGUGUUGAGAAAUUUACCCAAAGUAGGAAGGGCUAUGGCAUAUAUUGCUCUUAGUUUUCGAUUUGGUUUCCAAAAUUUGGAAGAGUUAGAUGUGAGAGGUACUAGUUUAGAAGACAAUGAGGUGAUAUCAAUUGUGAAGAAUGGAAAACUUAGGGCACUUUAUCUAGGUCCAAUGGGUCCUGUUAAACGUUUGCCAGAGGAACCCCCUGGAGGCUAUAACCUCAUUAUGCCAGAUCCUCGUUGGCAAGAAGAAAGGCAGCAGGUAGUAGUUAUCAAUGUUGGACCAAAUGGACCUCAGUGGCGACAGGUAAAUGAUGAGGAACUUGAUGGAAUGGGCCUUCAGUGGGUGAGGAAUGCACCGGUUGUCCAACGUCAACGAGCAGAGGAAGAAGAUGAAGACAGGCACUACUUCAUUGGUAAAGAUGGAAGACCUGUUGAAGCAGAAGAAAAUGAUGAGGAAGAGGAUGAGGAGGAUGGGGAUGAUGAUUCUGAGGAUGAUAAUGGUGCUGUGCAAGAAGAAGACAAAAAGAAACAACAGUCGUCUUACAGAUCUGAGGAAGCAGCAGAACAACAGCAAGGAGAGGGGCAGGAUAAGCUAAGUCAAGCUUAUGCUGAGGAAAAAGAAGAAAGGGAAGGUAAUUCCCUCAAGAAGAAUCAGAACAAGGAAGAAGAUGCAGACAAUUUAAGAGGAGAUCCUGAUGAUGAUUUGCAAUGUGAGGCCUAUCAAGUCCCUGAUGAAUGCUUAUCUGAUAAAUUAGUCUUUGCAUUCGGCCAAACAACUAAACAUCUCCACACUUUAAUACUCUCAGGCUGUGCUAUCACUGACGUUGGCCUACAAGAGAUUAUUCGACUAGUUCCUUCUUUGAGACUUCUUGAUGUAACCAACACCAAAGUAACAAAUGGUGCCGUACAAGAGGCAAGAGUUGCACGUCCUGAAUGUGUGAUAUUGGGCGGUGGAACAAGAGUUGUGCGGCAACAAAAUAACAGAUGAUGUUGAUUGUGACACAUAUGUAAAAGGUAAAAAGAAUAUUCUAUUGACUAGGAGCCUGUACACUAUGAAAUAUAAUAUCGCCUUUCAUCCAGGUAUUUGAGAGUAGUAUGCGCUCGAUAAAUAUACUAGUACGUAUGGCACAGUAACAUACUUGUGAUGUAUGGUGCAAUUGCUACAUACACCAAUACCUCAGGUAUUCAGAACACAGUGAGGAUUUUGAUUGUCUGGGAAUUUCAGUAUUUAUAUUUGUUAGUUAUACAUCUACCAGUAUGUAAUGUAUGCAUACUAUAUGUUAUAUAAUAUGUAUACAGUACUGUGUAAGUAUGCAGCUAUAACAGAUUAUCUGUAAGUAACAUGUAAUUUGCAGUAUUUCCAGGCCUGACGCUGUGAAAUAUAAUUGGUGUUAAAAAUUUGUGGUAUAUUUCAGAGCAUUAAACAUGGCUGCAUACACUUAGUUAAACUAAGUACAGUGAAAGAGAUCUCAUGGAGAAUGACUAUGCUAUUUUCAGGUGUGGAAAUACAUUUACAGAAAAUGGUAAUUUUAAUAAUUUUUUAUAUGCUUUUUAAUGAGGUAUAAUCAUUUAAGUGUUAAAAGUUGUGUGUUUACUCACAUGUGAAACAUAUUGAUAAGCUUAAUACUGUAAUCAUGGAUUUAUUUACUACUCGGCUAUUGUUCCAGUCACUAAAUUGUCUUGAUCUGAAGCAUUACUGGUGCUGUAAUAGUUGCUGGAUAUAAUAAGUUUCCUUGAGUGGUGACAAUUAUUUUUCAAAGAAAAAUUUUAGCAUAUGGGAAAGUUUCCUUGGUGGGGGAUAUUAGAGGAUCCUGUUACCUGAGAUUAAAAGAAGGUACAAGUUCUCUCCUUCAUAUAAAAAAUCAAAGUACUGUACAGUAUAUUAAAUUUCCUUCUAAGUUAGUAUUUCUCCUCUCCCAGUAAGGAUGUCACGAGAGGGAUGAAUUAGCAAUGAACAAAGUUAUUACAACAUUUAUAUAUUUAUAUGUAACAGCGUUUAGGUAGUCCAAAUGUUUUCUUAAAAGAGAGAGAUUUUAAAGUACUUGGAAAAGAGGAAAGAAACUAUGACAUUUGCUGAUCUGAAGAAGCAUAUGAUAGUCAGUAGAAUAUUAAAAAUGUAUGGAAUGAGCAGGAAACAGUGAAUUCUGUUUAAAGAGUUUUUUUUUUUUUU